CCACUAUGGCCAUAACGGCCACAACCCGCGAUCCGGUUAAGGAUAUCUCGUUUCUCNNCCUUGCUGUUGUCUACAAUCUGGACAUUACUUCUGAAUUCGCCAACGAUAUUAUUGCUAAGUGGNNCCUAUCUUACUCGGACGUAGUANNGAUUGCUAACGAUCUCGAAUUAACCUCUGCUGUUACUGCCGUAGCUGCAAAGACAAAGGAGAAGGACCACGAUGGCACCUGCAUGGCCAACGCUAUUACUAUCGACGACAGCGAUGACGAGAUCGAGAAGCCGACCACGCCUGCCCUGCCUCGCAAGUUUAGAAUCCCACCAGCUGCUGGCCUCAUGACUCCGCUCAGUGUCGACAAGUCGGUGACUCUGACAGCCUACGAUAACUUAAAGAUCGUUUUCGAGUCGAUCGAGCGCGACCCUAAGGAAAGCACAGCCGCCAUCAGUCGUGCUUGCCCUGCCACGAAGUACAACGUCAGAGUCUCCACUCCAAAGAGUUUCAAGAAGGCAAAGGCCAUCAAGUCCAUCAAGGCCCGCAGCACCAAAGCUAAGAAGAGACCUGCCAACAACAACCCCGGGCCAGAGUCUAACGACGACGACAAGCCCAUGAGUCCUCCUACUCUUAGCUCGACUCGCAAGCGCCGUGCCAUUGACUACGAAGCCGUGCCCAGCGAUCAGGUAGUCGACGGUUCUAACGAAGACUACGAGUACGAGGAAGUCCACGACGACAGACGCUUAAAUGAGAAGUAUGACUCCUCGUUCCCUGUUCUGGCCACACCCUCGAAGCGCCAGAAGAGAAAGGCCAAGUCC
Messenger RNA from Aureobasidium musti, 806 nucleotides. Lineage: Eukaryota; Fungi; Ascomycota; Dothideomycetes; Dothideales; Saccotheciaceae. The record is from the annotation of a GenBank genome assembly.